This is a messenger RNA of Patella vulgata (common limpet), 704 nucleotides long. RefSeq lists its product as uncharacterized. The record is from RefSeq and is a predicted model, not a curated record. The transcript is spliced from 5 exons. The coding region runs from base 1 to 696 and encodes 231 amino acids. Lineage: Eukaryota; Metazoa; Mollusca; Gastropoda; Patellidae.
AUGAAAUUCAAAUCACCAGUUGUUUAUUGCAACAACCAAAACUGCCAAAAAGGUGAAAUCUUUCAUCUGGAAUGUAUGGACUUGGCUGAAGAUGAGGUGACUGAAGAGUGGUACUGCAGCACAGAAUCCAUUAGAGAAAAUGAUGGACCAUUAAUCAUGUCACAGCGGAAAUAUGAUUUGAUCGGUUUUCAUAAUAGACACCAUUAUAAAUAUGUUAUAAAUGCCCACAGAUUAAUAGCAUCAAUUAGUGGAUGGCACCCGGAAAGGUUGCGGCAAGAUUUAAUAUGGAACCGGGCUGUAAAUCUUAGCGGAGGACCAGGUAGAAAUCCCGAAGCAGACUUGGUUAAUGAACUUCUUAAUAAAGAAUUUAAAGAAUCUCUCAAAGAUGCUGUAGGAAACCUCACACCAGAAACAGUAGCACGACAUAGCCAGUUGGUCGGUCAUAUGCGGAAGGAACUAAACAGGAUUUACAUGGAACAAAUGGCAGAAGCAAAAAUUCAGAAACAGACCAAACAUUAUAAAUCAAAAUUUGAUGAGGACAUAAACAAAUUUGUAGAAAUUUUAAAAGAUGAAAAUUUAUUUUCAUCAAUUCCAGGACGACAGUUCAAGUCUUUUAAAAAUUUCUCUUAUUCACCCAGUUCAGUGAAACCUAGUGCUCUGAAUAAAAAACUGUAUCAACUGUCAGCAACGUCUUGAUGACUUAA